UAGCGCCGGGGGAAGGCGACGAAUGCCAUUGGCCGAGGGAGAAAACGAAGUGAGGGAGUAAUUCGAUUAUUGGGAGACUCCGAGUGGUCAGGAUUUUAAAGGAAAUUGAAGGUGAUUGAGGUGUUAUUGGGGCGAGAGAGGGACUGGGUGCAUCGGUGAUUUUUCUGUCAGUGGAGGGAGAGGAGAGGGAGAAGUUUUGGGAUUUUUCGAGGGUUUUUGAGGUUGGAAUCAUGGGCUCCGUCGGCAGGAUUCAAUCGCUCGUUAAACGGGUGUCGAACAGAGUGUUGGGGAUUGGAGCGAUCAGGACGUACAGUGUGUUCAACCCCUAUCACAUCAAACCGACAUUCAGAAAAGAUGAGCAGGCGCGUCUGGAGGAGAGCGGAGAGCUCGCGAAAAUCGCUCACGUGCCGAUUCUACCGGCGAUGAAGGCGGAAACGUCUUCAGAGUUCUUCGAUUCCGUUGUUGACAAGUUCAUCAAUUACGUACUGCGAAAGGGGAAGAAAGAGCUCGCGAGGAGCCUCGUGGAAGAGGCCUUAGAGAAGGUAAAACGAUCACAGCUGGAGAGGUACCACAAAGCCAGACCUGAAGAGCGAGCUAAUAUUAUUCUGAGUCCGAAGGAAGUUCUGCAUGCGGCUGUCAUAAAUUGCAAACCGGUUAUGGAGCUCAUGACGAUGAAGAAAGGAGGAUCGAACUAUCGAGUACCCAUACCAGUUUUAGAACGACGUCAAAGGUUUCUAUCGAUGAAUUGGAUAAUCCAAGCAGCUCAGGAUAAAAACGGUCGUAUUCCUUUCUCAACGCAAUUGGCUAAAGAGCUCAUUGAUGCAGCCGACAAUCAGGGACGUGUCGUAAAAAAGAAACAGGACCUCCACAAAAUGUGCGAGGCAAAUCGUGCCUACGCCCACUUCAGGUGGUCUAAUUAAUAAAUCCUGGAAAUAUUAUGAACUGUAAAUAAAUCGAAUCUUCUUAACAA
Diachasma alloeum is the source of this 970-nucleotide messenger RNA. It is a transcript of the gene mRpS7, whose product is annotated as 28S ribosomal protein S7, mitochondrial. NCBI's taxonomy places the organism in Eukaryota, Metazoa, Arthropoda, Insecta, Hymenoptera, Braconidae. The transcript has 5 exons. The record is from RefSeq and is a predicted model, not a curated record. Gene Ontology annotation, biological process: translation; ribosomal small subunit assembly. Gene Ontology annotation, molecular function: rRNA binding; structural constituent of ribosome; mRNA binding. Gene Ontology annotation, cellular component: ribosome. Bases 231 to 920 code for a protein of 229 amino acids.